UCAUAAACAAGUUUGGCCAUAAACAAAUAAAAGAAAAAGAAAGAGCACUGGGAAAGGUGCGUAGCGGAGUGUCCGUCGCGUUUUCCGUGUUUUCAUGUAUGAAAUCGGUUAAUUCGGUGCGCUCGGUACGGUGGAAAUCGUGCAAAAGCCCUCGCGGCAUCGUGUCCAGUGGUAGUGCGCGUGGUGCGGUGGCUUUUCCGACGGUGGUUUCCCGAAAUCCAGCACCGUCGCCCAGUGGCACCAGAAUCGGCCAUUCAUUCAUAUACAAGGGGCAGCAAGAUGGCGGCCGCCUACUAAGAAAGAAGACACACACGCAAGACAAGACGACGGGGCUCCCGUUUCGGGAAUAGGGAGCAAACGUAAAAAAAAGAGUCCGCGAACGGGAAAAGCGUUGAUUUUCGUUCGUUUUCGGUUUUUGUGUGUGCAUUUUUUGUUUGUUUGUUUGAUUCGCCGCUGGUUUGGUUUGUGCGAAAAUUGUCACCGUGCGUGGUGCCCCAGUGAGACAGAGUGUGGUGGGUUUGGUGCGCGGGUGCGAACAACGGAACCGUAGCGACGUUUCGGUUCCGUCUCCUUCCCUCCACCGUCCCUCCCUCCUCCCCCCGCCGACGGUAGUGAAAAAUGGAAAUGUGCGAAUCGUAAUGGAUGCGUCGAGCGGAGGAGGGCAUUGGAUAAUUAACGCAAGAACACAACAACACAACAACCACUCAACGCCAGCAGCAGCACCUCCACCACAGACGACGCACGGGAGGGGACGAACGCGAUCAAGGAGCAAUAGAGACUCCCCGCUGCUGCAACAAACGCCGCCACUGAGAAGGGGCGACAAUUGCAGCGGUGCAGCAGCGCUGGGGCUGGCUUUCGGGUGGAAUUGAGCAGAACGAGAAUAACAAAAAAAGAAAGAAGCAUAAAAAACAUAGGCUUCCCUCCAGACGACGACGGUGGUUUGAGGGUGGAAAUUGACGCGAAACCGAGGGAAAACGCAACCGCAGGCGGCAAAAGAAAAAAGGAAAUUGAAGAAAAUAACUCCCCUCCCCCUCCACACACACACACACGCAAAAUAGAUCCUGCCGCACACGUCUGAAGUGAGCGAGACAGCGGCGAGGAUUUUGGAGGAGCAAUACGAAGUGACAAGUGAAGAAGGUUGUCCUGCGCCUGCUGCGUUUCAUUGUUGCAGCAGGAGCCCCAUUAGCACGGCAGCAGUAUGAGUAUGCAACUGCUACUACGAUUGAUAUUGCUCCGGUUGGUCGGUGGCAUGCUGCCGCUGGAUGCUGUGUUAAAGGGCAAGCAGCAACCGUCCUCGCCCGCGUCCGGAACCAGCCCUCAGCAGCAAUCUCAGCAGCAGCACCGUCAGCAGCAGCAUGCGCACGUUCCGAGUGUCCUGGACGACAUCGUGGCCCGGUACAGUCUGCCAAAUGGAACCACGAGCCGGUUCACGCACCUCACGUACGAUCCCACCCGGCGGAUGUUUUAUGCCGGGGCCACAAACCGGGUGCUGCAGUUGAACGAAAAUCUCACGCUGCUGCGGGAGGCCAUCACCGGACCGAAGCUGGAUUCGGCCCAGUGCCAUGCGGCCGGGUGUCCUGCGGAUGUCCUGGACAGCGUGGAGACGGACAACUUUAAUAAGGUGCUGCUGUACAACCGAGACGGCGAUACGCUGAUUGCGUGCGGAAGUGUGCACCAGGGCGCGUGCGAGAUUUACUACUUAAGUGGCCGCUUUCCGGAGUCCACGAAACCGAUCGAGGUGGCUCUGGCGGCGAAUGACGAGCGCUCGACGACGUACGCGUUUAUCGGUCCGAGUCGGUAUCAGUCGUGGAAGAAGGAGGACAUUAUGUAUGUCGGGACGACGUUCACGAAUGUCGGGGAUUAUCGGCAUGAUGUGCCCGCGAUAUCGUCCCGCCGGCUGGAUGAUCUCACGUAUGCUGAGUUCUCGAUCCAGCAGUCGAACAUUAACAUCGACGUGAAGUAUCGCGACCACUUUCUGGUGAAUUACGUGUACGGGUUUAACAGCACUGAGUACGCGUAUUUCGUGCUGGUGCAGAAGAAAUCCCACCUGGCGGAUGAAGCCGGCUAUGUCACGCGGUUGGCGCGUAUUUGUGUGAACGAUCCCAAUUACGACAGUUACACCGAGGUGACGAUUACCUGCAUGGUGAAUGGGACCGAUUACAACAUCCUGCGGGACGCGAAGCUGGCACAGGCCGGUCAAAAGCUGAGCAGCGACAUGGGCAUCAAGCGGGAUGAUUUUCUGCUCGUGGCAGUGUUUUCUCCCUCGAAGGAAAUCACGGACGAACCGCAGAACCGAUCCGCCAUCUGCAUGUACAGUCUGAAGGACAUCGAGGAGGUGUUCAACGAGAACAUUCACUCCUGCUUUAACGGCACGAUCAAGGAUCGCAAUUUGGGCUACAUUUCGGGUACGAUCAACGAUGGCAAGUGUCCCGUAGCGGGUUCGCUGGGUAACAUCUUCAGCUUCUGCCACGUGGGGCUGAAAAUUAGCGGCGUAACGCCGGUAAUCUCUUCGGCCCGGUUCGCAUUCGGUGAGGGUGUUGCUUUGACCUCAAUCGCCGUCACUAGCAUCGGUCCACACACGCUCGCAUUCGUCGGAAGCAAUGACGGUUGGAUUCGGAAGGUGCUACUAUCCGGCCGGGAAGCAGGUGAAUACGAGCGGCUGCCAGUGGAUGACGAAGGCCACGCGAUCCUUCCUGAUACGAUGUUUGCCCCCUCAAACGAUCAUCUAUACGUCCUGUCAGAUAGAAAGGUCAUCAAGAUGAAGGUGGAACACUGCGGCACGUUUGGAAACUGUUCCGCGUGCCUGGAAUCACGUGAUCCGUACUGUGGCUGGUGUUCGCUCGAGAAACGAUGCACCGUUCGAACGGCCUGUCAAAAGGACACAAGUGCAGCACGCUGGCUGUCCAUCGGUACGGGACAGCAGUGCAUUGACUUCGAAAUGGUAGCACCCGAUCGUGUUCCCGUAGGGCAGAUGUCUGUCGUACGUCUCGUCAUUAAAACACUGCCGGAACUUCCCCAUAACGCUCAGUACCGGUGUGUGUUCGGAAACGCGACACCCAUCGAUGCAAAUGUCACGAAGGAGGGUUUACUCUGCACGACACCACCCGUGAAUGAGCGUCCUUCAAUCCCGGAUGGACAGGAUCACGUGCUUGUUCCGCUCAGUGUGCGUAGCUCGGAGACGAACAAAGAUUUUGUGUCACGUAGUUUCGCAUUCUACGACUGCACUCGCCACGACACUUGCCGAAAGUGUCUGGUAAGCAAUUGGGGAUGUCACUGGUGUAUUUACGACAACCGGUGCGCCUUUAAUACGACCGCUUGCCGCAACUCGGCCAACAUCGUGCAGAAUGAGGCGUCCUGUCCGCGGUUGAAGCAACGCGCCAUGCCAAUCCUGCUGCCGAAUAAGGUGCCGAAAGAGAUCCGGUUAGAGAUCGAGAACCUUCCGCGGCCGCAGAGCGCACACACGGGUUUCUUGUGUACGGUUAACAUCGAGGGAGCGCACAUGGUGCUGCCGGCACGUGUCGAAGCCAACAAGUACAUUGUGUGCGAGAAAACACUGUAUUCCUAUGAAGCCACCUCGAACGAGUACGAAGCCACGGUCGAUGUGAACUGGAAUCGAAAUCAUUACAUCGACACGGUGACGGUGGUUCUAUAUAAGUGCGAAAUACUCGGUUCGCAUCGUGAUCACGCUGACUGCAGCUUGUGUGUUACGCGUGACCCCAAGUACCAGUGUACCUGGUGUGGCCAACAGUGCAGCUACAAUGAAACGUGUUUAGAUACUUCGAUGAUGCUACGAGGGCGAGGAGAAGACGGUGGAUGUCCACGACCACGUAUCGAUCUGAUAAAACCACUCAGUGGUCCAAUCGAGGGCGGUACGCUGGUGACGAUCGAGGGAAGCAAUCUUGGGAUACGCGAGGAAGACGUACGUGGCCGUAUCCACAUUGGAGACGUGCCGUGCGAGCUGGAACGGUACGAAAUAUCCGUUCGUAUAGAGUGCCGCACUGGACCGGUACGUGUGGAAAUGUCCGCACCGGUGAAAGUGGGCAAUGAGGCUGGUUACACUAUGUCGAGUGUAGAGUUCCGGUAUCGCGACGUACAGCUGGAAGGACUUUCCCCGACGAUGGGCCCUCAGUCGGGUGGUACCAAAUUGGCCAUCAUCGGAAGACAUUUGAACGUUGGUACUGCAGCGGUGGCGUAUUUGGAUGACUACGAGUGUCGUAUCAAUCGAACGCAAGCAUCUUCGAGUCGGUUAACGUGCGUUACUUCAGCGGCACGCUCACCGGAACACAUCCGAGUAUUGACGUUACGGAUUGAUGGAGCGAAUCGAACUCUCUCCUGCAGUGUUAGCGGUUCCGGAAGCGGUGCUAAUGGGGAACAACGUGGCCGAGGAUCAGGAUACAAACCGGCGGGGACGUAUCAUAGCCGGUAUGAAACGUGCAGCGUGUACAACUACACGGUCGAUCCGAAGAUCAUGCAAAUUAAACCGCUCAAAAGUUUCCUCAGCGGAGGUCGCAUGAUGACAGUGCACGGUACCAACCUGGACGCCAUUCAGCUGCCUGAGAUUGAAGUGUAUCUCAACGAUGAGCGGUUGAAUAGGUCAACCUGCGCUGUACUGAACUCGAAUCAGAUGGAAUGCCCAUCUCCGUCUGUACGUGAGGCAUGGGCAAUGCUACAACAUCAGCAGUUGCUAUUGCGCAACAACAGCGUAGCAUCCGGGGAUUAUACCUCCGCGAAUGCUCACCGGGUUCGUGUCCGCCGACGGACGCUCGGUUUCGAUCCAACAGCAGCAGCAGCAGCAACUAUCCGCAUCGAUGCCCAUGAUGCUACCAUCUCAGUAUUCACUCACCAGUUGCAGCUGUUGCUACAGAUAAACUUUCUCAUGGAUAGUGUGCUGUCGGUGCGCAACCUGCCGAAGCACUUCCAGAACCUGCGGUCGUCGAUCGUGUACGUCGAGGAUCCGGUGUAUCAGCCGUUUCCGAACACGGUUAAGUUGUACAAGGGAGACACACUUGUUAUCGAGGGCGAGCAUUUGAAUGCAGCGAGUGAUGAAUCGGAUGUUAACGUUACGAUCGGUAUGGCGCAGUGUAACGUGACCAGUCUCGCACCGACGCAGCUCGUCUGCUCGCCACCCCUUGAACAACCUGCACCGACGGACGAAAAUGGAGUUCCUACAGCGAAGGACCUUCCGCUGGUAGUUGUACGUGUGGGGCGCAAUUUACGCUUCCCAAUAGGAUUUAUCAAGUACGAUCUUAUCAAACCGUACGCCUUCUCGCACAUCCUGUUUGGUGUCAUCGUAAGCGGUAUCUUUUUCGUCCUGACACUGCUUGCCAUCCUGUUCAUCUAUAGACGUAAGAGCACACUAGCCGAGCGGGAGUACAAACGCAUCCAGAUCCAGAUGGACACGCUCGAGAGCAACGUGCGCAUGGAGUGCAAGCAGGCAUUCGCGGAACUGCAAACCGACAUGACCGAUCUAACGGCCGAUCUCGAGAGCUCCGGCACGCCAACGCUCGAUCUCGUCAAUUACGUUAUGAAGGUGUUCUUCCCGGGUGUUUCGGAUCACCCGGUGCUGCUAGCGAACGGUGCGAAGCUGCACCAUGGUGGUGGCCAUCAUCUUCACCAUGGCCAUCCGCAUCAUGGUCAUCCGGGCCAUCCGCACCAGCGCACCAACUACGAUCAGGCGAUGGUGCUGUUCGAGCAACUGAUCAACAAUCGCGUCUUUCUUCUGCUGUUCAUCGACACGCUCGAAGCACAAAAAACGUUCAGCAUACGGGACAAGGUAAACGUGGCCUCGCUGCUGAUGAUAGUGCUGAUGAAUCAGAUGGACUACGUGACAGACAUACUGAAGAGCCUGCUGUUGAGGCUUAUCGACAAGUCGGUGAUGACUAAACACCCGCAGCUGAUGCUCCGCCGGACGGAGAGCGUCGUCGAGAAGAUGCUGACGAACUACAUGGCACUGUGCAUGUACGAUUAUCUGCGCAAUUACGCUGGCAAUUCGCUCUUUCUUCUGUACAAGGCGAUCAAGCACCAGAUCGAGAAGGGUCUGGUUGAUGCCGUCACGCAUGACGCCCGGUAUUCGCUGAGCGAAGAUCGGCUGCUGCGUGAGCAGAUCGUGCACAGCAUCGUCACGCUGCACAUCAUCCAGGACGAUCUGGAUGAGAAGGUGCAGUGCAAGGUGCUGGAUUGUGACACGAUCAGCCAGGUGAAGAGCAAGGUGUUGGAUGCCUUGUUCAAGAACACACCCUUCUCGCUGCGCCCGAGCGUACACGAUCUCGAUCUGGAGUGGCGACACGGACGUGGAGGCCAUUUGGUCCUGCGAGAUGAAGACGUCACCACCAAAUCGGUUCAUGGAUGGAAACGUCUCAACACUCUCGCACAUUAUGGUGUGAAGGAAUCGGCCGUUAUGUCGCUGGUUGCGAGACCCCACGACGGUUACAACACACCCGGUCGGCACAUCUUCCCGUACUGCUAUUACAUCAACAAUCCACCGUCGUCCAACCACCACCUAUCGUCGACAGCGUCCCCGCUCGGUCAACAACAGCAACAAUCCCAGGUCGGGGUUUUUCAUCUUGUGAAGCCGAUGGACGAUCGCUUCUCAACACUGUCGUCGUACGAUCAGCACGGAUCGUCCUCGUCCGCGCACGGUGCGCUGUACGGUGGCGGUCCGGGAAGUGGCAGCCACCACAAAGCAAUACCGGAGAUCUUUCUGACGCGUCUGCUCGCGACCAAGGGCACGAUACAGAAGUUCGUGGACGAUCUGUUCGCGACGAUACUGACGGUGAACGAGGCGCUGCCUCCCGCGGUUAAGUGGCUGUACGAUUUGUUGGAUGCGGCCGCGCGCCACCACGGCAUCCACGAUCCGGAAGUGAUACACGCAUGGAAAUCGAACGGGCUGCCGCUGCGGUUCUGGGUGAACUUCAUCAAGAACCCGGACUUUAUCUUCGACAUCUACAAGACGCCCUCGGUCGACGUGUGCCUGAGUGUGAUCGCGCAAACGUUCAUGGACGCGUGCUCCACGACCGAGUACCGGCUGGGGAAGGAUUCGCCCUCGAACAAGCUGUUGUUUGCGAAGGACUUACCUCAGUAUCGGGAAAUGGUUUCCAAUUUCUACGCCGACAUUGCCAUGAUGCCUCAGAUCAGUGAUCAAGAGAUGCGCAGCGCCAUGCAAAGGUUAUCCAUCCAUCAGCAGCAGUUCGAUACGCUUGCCGCACUCAAGGAACUCUACAUUUACGUUAGCAAGUAUCGUUUACAGAUUAAGGAAGUAUUAGAAAUGGACUUGACGGCAAGCAAGUUACAUUUAGCCCAUAAGCUUGACCACGUGGCAGCAACACUUGAAGAUGAUGAGUGCAAAACGAUUGAUUAUUACGAAUAACAACAAAUGCCGACCGGGACGAGGACAACGACGAGAAAGAAGCGGCAGUUUUUAAAGAAUGGCCAUAUUUUAAACAACACAGAAAGCGCACUUGCGUGAAAUAAUAGUGAAAGCAUUUAAAAACGUUUGACAAACAAAACACAGAAGAUAACAGAAACAACGUGCUCUUCCGUCUUCGAUUUGUACUUUUCCCGUAACCGGGCCGUUCCGGUAGCCGGCGGCGAGAAAUGGUAUUACAGGUAGUUAUGCGCCACCCGCCACCUCCCGCGACGGUGCAUGUAAGGAAGCAUUUAAUAGUUUAAAUAGCCGUACUCUACUUAAUCUCUUCGGGUAAGCCAACCCGAACGGAUGUCUCAGCCUAGUGAAAACGAAGAUGACAAAACAAGUGGAUAGUGCAUUAGCGCACGGAUGAUGGGACGUGUUAUGUCCAUUUAUUUAUAGUGUUCAGGAAGGAGAGGAAGAUUAGGAGGACGAACGAUAUACUCACACUCCGUAAGGACCCCUUGCAUUUUAAAAUGGAUAGAAUCUAAGUUUUUUUCCAGCCACUCUUAAUUGUCUCUGACCGGGAGUUAUUUUUUAAACGCAAUAGAUCGAGGAAUACGAAUCGAACAAGAGGGACGUGGGAUAGAUGAGGGGGAUAAUGCGGUAACAGAAACAGAAUCUCCGUCAGCGCGGAAACUAUAUAUACUCACGCCGAUCUGAAGUCAGAGCAAGUGCAUCACGUAAAACAGAAAGACGAUUAUAGUCAGAAUUAGAAAAGAAAGUUAAUGAACACAGUGAUAAGGUAAAAAGAAUUCAAACAGAAACAAACAAACACACUUGCAAGAAAGACAAGAGAAAAUGUGACUGAUUGAAUUAAUAUACAAAUGAAAUAAGGAGACCCGACGACGUAGUUUGCGGUGCGCGCUAGGAAGGGGAGCAACAGCGUUCACGGACGCAAACGAUGCUACUCCUCGGAGUGUGGAAACAAAACAAAAGUACACAGUGUGUAAAUAAAACAAUUCCGUCUGAUGAUGAAUAUGAAAGU
Molecule: messenger RNA, 8393 nt
Organism: Anopheles nili
Lineage: Eukaryota; Metazoa; Arthropoda; Insecta; Diptera; Culicidae
Gene: PlexB
Product: plexin-B
Biological process (GO): negative regulation of cell adhesion; motor neuron axon guidance; regulation of cell migration
Cellular component (GO): semaphorin receptor complex
Molecular function (GO): protein binding; semaphorin receptor activity
Source: RefSeq, a predicted model, not a curated record